This is a messenger RNA of Linum trigynum, 5073 nucleotides long. The record is from the annotation of a GenBank genome assembly. NCBI's taxonomy places the organism in Eukaryota, Viridiplantae, Streptophyta, Magnoliopsida, Malpighiales, Linaceae.
AUGGAACAUAGGGCAGGAGAUUGCAAUGGAGAGGAAAUUCCCAAGAAAACGAGAUCUCUUGAUCUUAAGAGUCUUUAUGAAACAGAGGGUUCAAAAGAGGCCCCAGGUAAGAAUUUGAAGCGGAAAGGUGGUGUGGAAGAUGAUGAUGGCGAUGUGAAAAGAAAUAGCAAGAGGAAGAAGAGUAGGAAGGCAGUGUCUAUUAAUAGAUUAAAGACUGUUACUGGCAAUGGCAGCAAGAGUUUAGAAGAAGUCUACAAUGGCAGCUUGACUUCAGUUUCAUUCGAUUCGACUUCGAGGGACUCGAAGUUGUGUUUGAGUCAGAAGUCGAAUGACAGUGUUGGGCUCAAUGGGGUUUCACUAGCUUUGGAAGAUGAUGUUGUUAAAGUUCCGAGGCGGAAGCGAGGUAUUGUUAGGCGACGGAAAGUUGAGAAUGGCGGUGCAGUGUUAAAGCUCGAAGAUAAGAACGAAAAACUGGGUGAUGUUGAGGUUGGUAAGGGGACACCUGAUCAGGAUAAUGUGAAUCCUGUAGAUAAUGGCAAACAUUUUGAAUCUUCUAAGCUUAAAAGGAAGAAAAGACCAGAGGAUUUCAAGGAAAAUAGAACCAGUGAAUCCAAUUCAGUUAGAGAUGUGAAGGAAGAGGAUGGUCAAGACGAACUCUCAAUUGUAAAAAAUGGCGAGUCUUCCGCCAAGAUUACCCUUGCUGGUCAUUCAGCUGAAAAUGCUCAGGAUCACCCUUCAAAUGGGUCUCUUAGGAAGCGGAGCAGAAAAAGGAAGAACAAAGUGUCAGAUGUAAGAAGUCCAUCAAAGGAGGCUGAGCCUUCAGGCGAAAGAUCUGUCAAGAUUGUUGACAAGGUUGGACGUGAGGAUGAAGAAGAGAAUCUAGAAGAGAAUGCUGCAAGAAUGCUGUCUUCGCGGUUUGAUCCUAGCUUUACUGGGUACUUGUCGAAGAAGAAACUCUCAUCGUUACCACCUACCAAUAGCUUGAACCAUCAAUUGUCUUCUGGCAAAAAAUUUGUGCCUCGAGGAGAUAGUUAUGCUUCUGGUUCAGAUUCUGCUUCCGGCGAUGGUGCGGUUAGAGUUUUGCGACCGAGAAAGCUGUUCAAAGAGAAGGGUAGUGUUAGGAAGAGACGUCAUUUUUAUGAAAUUUUUUCUGGUGAACUGGAUGCACACUGGGUGUUAAAUAAGAGAAUCAAAGUAUUUUGGCCUUUGGACGAAAGUUGGUAUUAUGGCCUUGUUAGUGAGUAUGACAAAGAGAGAAAACUUCAUCAUGUCAAGUAUGAUGACCGUGAUGAAGAGUGGAUCAAUCUUCAGAAUGAGAGGUUUAAGCUCUUACUGUUCCCUUAUGAAGCACCAGGUAGAAACCACCGAAGAAGAUCUGUGUCAAGGAGGAAACGCUCCAUUGUAAGUGAAAGUAAAUUGAACCACAGCAAAGAUAGCAAGAAAAAAAUGACUGUAGAAGUUGAUAGCUUGGUUGGCAAUCAUAUGGAUUCAGAGCCCAUCAUCUCGUGGCUGGCUCGAUCAUCUAGAAGAGUGAAAUCUCCUCCAGUUUGUGUUCCAGAGAAGGAGAACGAGUCCUGUGAACACCCUGGUUGUGGGUUAUCUUUGACUAGGAAUACUAUGGAUGGUUGUGACUGCAAGGAUGGAAGGUCUCUGAAUGUUGGAACUGCCAGAACUACCUCUAGUUCUACUCUUCCAGAUGAACCAACCACAUCUAGAGGUGUGUUCCAUGCCACAGUGAGUCCUUUGUCUAACGACGACAAAAAGCUUCCAGUUGUCUACUACAGGAGGCGGUAUCGUAAGAAAAAAGUAUUGUUAUGUCAUGAUUCUAAAGUCAAUCGUAUGAGUAUUGGUGCUCCGGGUCCUGAUACUUGUGGUACUUCAUUAUAUUCCGAAGUGGCAUUUGACAAGUUGCUGCCUGUGGAUUCGCUGUGGUCAAUUGGUAGCACUGGAAUUUUGAAAUUGAAUUUCUCAAUGAUACUGUCAAGAAAUUUCACAUUUAAGUUGAGUUGCCCAGUGCCGUCUUUCCAGAGUUGCUCUUUCAGUAAGUUGAGCAUCUAUUUGUGCCAUGCUAUAUUGGUACUUAAGUUUGGGAAACUGAUGACUAUAUUGCCAAGGGUUCAGCUGGAGAUGCUUAUUGUGGAUAAUUUAGUGGGAUUGAGGUUUCUACUAUUUGAAGGAUGCUUGAAGCAAGCUGUGGCAUUUGUUUUUGUGGUCCUGGACAUAUUUGGUCAACCUGAUGAACCUGGGAAGUCUAUCCACUUAGAGUUGCCAGUGACUUCAAUAAGAUUCAAGUUCUCUUGUGCUAAUUUUGUUGGGAAGCAGCUUGCUUUCCUGUUCCAUAAAUUCUCCGAACUUGAAAAUUCAAGGUGGAUUCACCUGAACCGUAAAAUAAACAAGUACUGCAUACUUACCCAGCAACUACCUUUAUCCCAAUGUACUGACAAUAACAUUAAGGAUCUGCAAAAUGGUACAAAUAGGCUGCUUGCUUCUGCUUUGAUUGGCACCGGAAUGGUUAAGGGAUUCAGCAGGAGGUCCAGUCAGCGCAUUAGUUUCAUGAAUGUUUCUGGAGAGCCUAUACGGGGCAAAACUAUUCACUCUUUUGACCCUGAUAGGAAUCAAAGGUCUCCAAUGUCUCUCUCUUUUACUGCUGCACCUACCUAUUUUCUAGAUCUUCAUCGCAGAUUGCUUAUCGAGCACACUCUGACGCACAUCAGUUUUCAAGAUCAUGGCUCGGGGGGAGAUCCUCAAACCAGUGGGAGGUUGCUAGUGGAGGACCAGUCUUGUGUGGUAAAGUGCCCAAGUACAACUCCUAAAAGCAAUUCUCGCAACAUACUCAAGGCCGUGUCAAGGGACAAGGGUUCUGAUAAAGUCUCUAUAGCUCAUUUGAGGGACAAGGUGAAUUCCUCUUUGGAUCCCAAAUGCAGUACCACAGUUCGUACAUCCUCUGAUAUUGAGAAGCCUGUGAAUAUGAGUAAUGAUGGCAGUUAUGAGUUGCCACUUCAGCCUUUGGAUUCUGUGCAGCACAAAAUAUUGUGCCGGACAUCUGCUGGAGAUGAAGCCAAGUUCCAUACGGAAUUCCCUUCCCCUUCUCUUCGUAAUGGAAUCACAGUUGAAAUUCCUUCUGAUAAAAUUGAUAAACAUGUUGAUGGGGACUCACAUGUGCAACAAUCUUGUGGUGAUUUGUCAUGGAAUUUGAACAGUGGUAUUAUUCCCAGCCCAAAUCCUACUGCACGUAGAAGUACAUGGCAUCGAAAUAGAAGCAGUUCAGCUUCGUUUGGAGGCUUUGCGCAUGGAUGGUCAGAAGGAAAGGCCGAUUUUCUGCAGGGUAACUUUGGUAAUGGACCAAAGAAGCCACGCACACAGGUGAAUUAUGCUAUGCCUUUUGGGGGGUUUGAUCUUAGCUCCAGAGGUAAAGGUCAUCAGCACAAAAUGCAUCCACAUAAGCGGUUUAGGACUUCAAAUGAGAGGAGGUCUUCUGAUGCUUCUAGGGUCCCCGAAAAGAACCUAGAUUCUUUGUCUUGCAAUGUAAACCUUUUGCUAACUGUUAGUGAUAAAGGUUGGAGAGAGUCUGGGGUACAGGUUGUGCUGGAACUUUUUGAUCACAGUGAGUGGAGGCUUGCUGUGAAGCUUUCUGGCACCACGAAGUACUCAUACAAGCCACAUCAAUUCCUGCAGCCUGGGUCAACAAACCGGUUUACACAUGCUAUGAUGUGGAAAGGAGGAAAAGAAUGGAUAUUGGAGUUUCCUGACAGGAGCCAGUGGGCUCUUUUCAAAGAGAUGCAUGAGGAGGGUUAUGAUCGGAAUGUACGGGUUGCAUUAGUAAAAAAUAUUCCAAUUCCCGGUGUUCGAUUGAUAGAGGAAAAUGAGGGUUAUGUAUCAGAAGCACCAUUUCUGAGAACGUCUAAGUACUUUUGUCAGGAGGAAACAGACGUUCAGAUGGCUUUGAACCCAUCCAGAGUGCUGUAUGAAAUUGAUAGUGAUGAUGAGCAUUGGAUUUCAGAAAAUGAUAGUGUCCUAAAAGUUCAAAGUGGCAGUACCUUGGAGAUUUCUGAAGAUAUUUUUGAGAAAAUCAUGGAUACGUGUGAGAAAGCUACCUAUUCUCGGCAAUGUGACCGUUUAACUGCUGAAGAAGUAAAUGAUCUCAUGGUUGGUAUAGUGUCUCUGGAAGUAAUCAAGAUGGUUUUUCAGUACUGGCACCAGAAGAGAAGUAGGAAGGGAAUGCCACUGAUCCGACACCUUCAGCCACCGCGUUGGGAAAGAUAUCAACAAGAAGUGAGAGAGUGGGAGCAAGCGAAGGCCAAAAGUGUCCCUUUAAAUGGUUGCUCUAAGAAGGUUGCUCAAAACGAGAAGCCACCAAUGUUUGCAUUCUGCCUGAAACCACGUGGUCUGGAUUUACGUAACCGAGGGUCAAAGCAUAGGUCACAUAAGAAACUCUCAGUUUCUGGGCAAAGCAAUACCUUCUCUGUUUAUCACGACGGUUUUCAUGCUUACGGUAGACGAAUGAAUGGCUUUGCAUCUGGCGACGAGAGGGUUUUACAUUUGGGACAGAAUUAUGACUUCAUGGACGAUUCUCCAUUGCCACAGAGAUCUCCGAGAUUUUUCUCACCAAGGGAAGCAGAUGCAGGCAGCUUGGGUUACUUUUACCCCAAUCCUCAUAGAUGUCACCACUUGCAUAAGAAAUUUCAGAGGAGCAAAUCGAAAAAAGUGGCGGGGACUUCAACUCUUUCCCCCAUGGGACGUCCGAUGAUCCCUUCAUUCAAUCAGCGCAUGUUUGUGAAAAGGAACAAUGGCUUACAUCAGUGGCCAAACCAGCGACAACCUGACCGCCACCUAGAUUGGUCUCUUCAGCAUGAUCCUUACCAGUUGGAAGGCUCGGAUCUCGAAGAAUCACAGACUCGUGAUGCAUCCGGUGCAGCUCAGCAUGCUCUCAAGGUGGCUAAGUUCAAGAGAGAGAAAGCUCAGAGACUACUUUGUAGGGCUGAUUUAGCUAUCCACAAGGCUGUUGUUGCCUUGAUGACAGCUGAAGCUAUUAAGGCAGCUUCCUCAGAGGAUGCGAACGAUGAUGACAUGUGA